AUGACGAAGACCAGCCGCAGCACAGUCUACACGUACCGGCCCCGAAAACUGCUCUCCAAAGGCGCGGUCGUGACGCGUAGUGGGCGCGCUUCGACGCGUUUUCGCAUUGGCGUUCUCACGCAGCACAAACCCCAGCCUACCAUUGCGCCAGCAACGCCGAAAAUGGAGCGCCCUGAUACAUUACGGCGCUUAUGCACCACGGUCAUCACCUUCUUCACCCGACACGAGGUUCCUAUGGUCGACCGCGAAGAGGACGAUGAAAAGCUCACAUGGAUUCUGACAAGAGCGAGGAAAGGGGGCUCCAGCAAGCCAGAAUGCGUGUACGUGCGGCAGCAGAGAAGCCCGGGUCAGCACUUGGACGUGCUCGAUGCAGGCAAGGGCAAGCUCAAGAGCCUAGACACAGAGAGAAUUUGCUCAGCCCUAGGACGAGCCGCGACCAGUAUUGCCGGAUCAUAUACUGCAGCCAGUAACAGUACCAGAACCACCUUCCAGAGCAAUGAGCGACAUCGAAUUGCUAUCACAUAAGGUCCUGGCACCGCGUUCACGACACGUCAAUAUUGAAGAUCGCUAUUUGCAAGCACGAGCGCUUCGCCUUU
Cercospora beticola is the source of this 596-nucleotide messenger RNA. RefSeq lists its product as uncharacterized. Lineage: Eukaryota; Fungi; Ascomycota; Dothideomycetes; Mycosphaerellales; Mycosphaerellaceae. The record is from RefSeq and is a predicted model, not a curated record.